Pelobates fuscus (common spadefoot toad) is the source of this 777-nucleotide messenger RNA. It is a transcript of the gene TMEM35B, whose product is annotated as transmembrane protein 35B. The record is from RefSeq and is a predicted model, not a curated record. The coding region runs from base 291 to 710 and encodes 139 amino acids. Lineage: Eukaryota; Metazoa; Chordata; Amphibia; Anura; Pelobatidae. The transcript has 3 exons.
AGGUGGAGAGGGGCUGGCACAGAGCUAUGUUAAGGUGGAGAGGGACUGGCACAGAGAGCUAUGUUAAGGUGGAGAGGGGCUGGCACACAGAGCUAUAGACAGGAGAGCCAUCCAUUGUGUUAGUGGGAGGAAGAGGCGGCCGUACUUUAUACAGCCCGGGGGGAGGAAUAUGGCCCAGCUCCGGGGGAGGGAGAGGCCUGUUUUAUGCCCUCCCCCUGUCAUGCUGGGCUCGCUCCGUCCUGUCUAGUUGUUUAGCGGACUGUGGGCGGGAAGGGACGCACUGAGACAUCAUGGCUUUAGUAUUCACAGCUAUCCGCCUCCUCCUGGGGCUCUUCUUCGGCCUGGCCGGGGCGCUCAAACUCACCGACUGCAUCUCGGCCGACGUACACGCACAGAUGAAAUCCCAGUUUGUGCAGUUUGCAGAUGUCUUCCCUUUAAAAGAAUUGGGCUACAAACCAGAACCACUGCAGUACAUGCAAGCAGUGGGCUGGGUGGAACUGGUGGCUGGUAUCCUGCUUGCGGUGGGACCCCAGAUCCUGCGCGAAAUCAGUAACUUUGUGCUGUGCGUUGUAAUGAUUGGUGCCAUCUACACUCUUUUGAUUUUAAAGGAACCGAUUGCUAUGUGUGCCCCAGCUACAGUCUGUCUGGGACUCCUACUUCUGCUAAAUAUCAGAGGCCAAGGCAGGAGACAAAAAUCAAAGUUUGAAUGAUGAAGUUCAUGCACUGCUUUUUUUUAUUUUCCCCCCACUCUUUAUUCAAAAUAAAAAUUUAACCAUG